AUGGGGGGUUCUUCACCAUGCGCGUCCUGCAAAUUGUUAAGGCGCCGCUGCGCAAAGGACUGCAUCUUUGCCCCUUACUUUCCUUCUGAUGACCCACAAAAGUUUGCUAUGGUUCACAAGGUCUUCGGCGCUAGCAACGUCAGUAAAAUGUUGCAGGAGAUUCCAGUUCACCAGAGAGCGGAUGCUGUGAGCAGUUUGGUUUAUGAAGCAAAUGCAAGAGUGAGAGACCCGGUUUAUGGGUGUGUUGGGGCAAUAUCUUACCUACAAAGCCAAGUAUCACAGUUGCAAAUGCAACUCGCAGUGGCUCAAACAGAAAUACUUUGCAUUCAGAUGCAGCAAGAGAAUAAUCCUUUACAAACGACGUCGUCGGCCUCCCAAAUGGACAUCCAAGAUGACAAAUCUCUUCUUCUAUCAUGUAAUAACUUGAAUCUCAUUCCUCAGUACCUUGGGUUUGCUUCUUCUAGCAAUGCAAUCCAAGAUCCUCUCAAGAGAGAGUCCCUCUGGACUUAA
Messenger RNA from Mangifera indica (mango), 510 nucleotides. RefSeq names its product LOB domain-containing protein 12. Lineage: Eukaryota; Viridiplantae; Streptophyta; Magnoliopsida; Sapindales; Anacardiaceae. The transcript has 2 exons. Bases 1 to 510 code for a protein of 169 amino acids. The record is from RefSeq and is a predicted model, not a curated record.